Molecule: messenger RNA, 1564 nt
Organism: Talaromyces proteolyticus
Lineage: Eukaryota; Fungi; Ascomycota; Eurotiomycetes; Eurotiales; Trichocomaceae
Exons: 6
Coding region: 117-1541 (474 amino acids)
Source: RefSeq, a predicted model, not a curated record
GAAUCAUAACAACUGUCUCAGCAUUUCAAAAUGUGUCCCACUCUAUGGCAUUGAUAAUCACGGGGCGAAAGCUAUAAUACAACUUACAGCCUUCACAUUCGCUCUAGUUUUAUGCAAUGGAUUUGGGAAAUCCUAUUUCGGCCGAAGCCGAAAGCGAAUCUAUCGCGGCUGGAAGCCUGAUGUUCAUAUCGACUCAAAAUUCAGAUGACACUAAGCAUCGCGUCACGAGGCGCCUAGCGCGGUCGCAUGCUGUAAAGCAAGCACUUGAGAAAAAACGAAGACUUCAGCGAGAGUCGAGGGACAAUUUUCGUGUCACGACUUCGAUGGAUAACCCUAAAAGGUCGGUGAGCAAGAGAAGACGUACCGAAAAUUUAGCCCCAUCGUUCUUCUCUCUGUCGGCAGGCACGCUCGAUCCGUUCCAGACUCUUGCGGUAGAUUCUGCAAGAUUGCAGACACUGCUUGGCAACUAUAAAGCUAGACAGGCUCCAGAACCAGUCUUUAGUUAUGCGGAAGAUCUUUCAUACCAGAACUUUCAAUCGGUUUUCCGAACUGGCUUGGUUGAUCCCGCUCUUCUGAACGCAGUUAUGCUCUCGUUUGCAUUAGCGGUAACUGGAGGCUGCAUCAAUGAAGAAUGCCUCGGGUACCUGGGUCAGGCGAUAAGUUAUAUUCGUGAGAAGAUGAGUUCAUUGGAUGAGGCCACUUCGGAAUCGACCAUUGGAACCAUUUUGCUGCUAGCCGGGGUGGAGGCUCGCCUUGGGAUGACGUCUAGGGUCCAACUUCACCUGGGGGCGGUGCUGCAACUCCUUAAAAUCUGCCAGAAGGAGGGUGUAUAUCUCACUGGCGGAAUCAAACGGGCCAUAUUCUGGCAAGACUUGAAUUCCUCAAUUUUAGCAGGGUCUAAGCGUAUAGUCGACCACACGACUUUUGCCGAGCUUCACUGGACAAGAGAUUCGUUCUCGCCAAACUUCUUUCGGCUGUCCAUAGGCUUCCAAAGGUGGUCUCACCUAUUCAGUGAAGAGUUUAUCGAAGUACUUGAAGAUAUACAUGCAUUGCAAUGCAUUCGAGAAAUCCCCCGUUUCACAAAAGGCGACAUGAUAUUAAUGGCACAAAUCAAUAAUCACACGGCAUCUAUCCAAUCCAGGCUUGUCAGCUUGCCGAAUCUCUGUCCUGUUUUAGAGUGUUGUCAUCUUGCGGCAUAUUUAUGCUCGGUUAUGUUAUGCUGCACGGUGUGGUGUGCUUUGGUAAUUCCCUCACAUGUUUCCUCACAAUUACUUCGUAAACUACAACGAGCGAACGACGACCCUAUAUGGGAUGAUCACCCUAAUUUGAUACUUUGGCUUUUAUACAUCGGUGGGGCAUUCGCUCCAGCAGGGAAUGUACGCUCUGGUUAUACCAAACUGCUGCGCUCGAACCACUCUACCAGGUUCGGAAAUUUGUACAAAUCAUGGCCAGAACUGCAUUUAAUCUUGAAGCAAUUUACUUGGUCAGAAAAGGCGUUCAUGUCACCUGUCAAAGCGUUCUGGAAAGAAACUUUAAUCUGAAAUAAUCUAAUACAUAUGUUGGC